AGUGGGGAAAAGGAGGCAGUAGACAUCUCGGAGGACGAGGAUGAAAGGGAUGAGAGAGGAGAGAAGAGGAUAAGAGGGCCGAGUUGAGAGCGAAAAAGAGGGAUGUUAAGGCAGACUCGGACAAAGUUCCGGAAGGGAAGUAAAGGAAGUACGAUGUCUGGGUGGAAGAAGGUUAUGACGUAGAGGAGAUGAUGGAUAGAAUCCUUGAGGGUCAUAAUCACCUUAUGAACCUGAAGGACGUGUUGGCAUCAGCCCCAAGGCUUCGGGACGAGCUCAAAGCUCGAUUGUCCAGAAAGAUGGUGGCUAGCGUGCAAUUGGGGGCGAUAAUCCCCAAGGAAGCAGAGUGGGCAGAGACCGGCACAAAGAUGGACUGGAAGUCUAUUGCAUGUGGAAGUCUGGAGGUAGUAGUAAAAGGGAAAGCAUGCUCGGCGAUGGUGGACAGCGGCGCGGAGAUGAACCUCAUAAAAGAGGAGCAUGCUUUGCGCUUCGGAAUGAAAAUAGAUUGCUCCGAUAACGGAGUCCUGAUGGGAGCGAAUAGUCGAUCGGUAUUUGUGGGGACUGCAUCGGGGGUGAUUUUGGAGAUUGGGAACGUGAAGGUGAGAAGUCGUUUUUUUGUAAUGCCUGAUCUCGAUCACCCCAUCCUGCUGGGUCGAUCCUUCUUAAGUCGAACAGAGACCGACAUACUUGAUAAGCAUGGCGGAACCAUGAUCCUCGUUUUGUGUGACCCGGUGUGUGGCAAUUAUGAGAUUGUCACGUGUAAGAACACGGGGCCUAGAAGCAUAAGGAACCGGCCCAACCCUGACUCUUUCACGAUUGAAGAGUCAGAAGAAGAAAGGAAGAGGUUAGAGGGCGGCGAAGUUGAAGAGGAGAGGAAACCUGAAGCACUGACUCUUACCCUGGCCAGUAUAGGCGAUGCUAUAGACAUAGUGUCGACCUAUGGGAUGACAGAUCCAGAGGCUGUAGAGGCCCUGAGAGAGAAGGUGGUGGAACAGAUGGGAGAAGGAGAGGUGGAGCUUGAGACCUUUGACAGCCAUGCCAAGAGGGAGGGGCGGGGCAGGGCCGAUGGAAGUUUCGUUGAGGACUACCAGACGAGGGGGGCAGCAGAGGGCCACCAGAGGGGAGCAGACCUCCUAUUUUUUAUUGGAGGGAGUAUAGAGAUGUUUUUGGCCAGGUUUGAGGCUCAUGCCUGUGAGCAUGGUUGGGAUACGACCAGGAUGUUGGCUGAGGUACGAGGCAGUGGCAGACCCACAGAGAGACACCAGGAGAUGGGGGUGAAGUUAGUCUAUGGAGACUUACUUAGCCUGAAAGGCCUUAUGAAGGAAGGUUUUGCAGCAGCAAAGGUCUCUGAUGAGAAGAUGGGGAGGCGAGUAACCAAGGUGGCACAAGCUUCUUAUGGUCAAAGGGUGGAUUGGGAAAGAGAGAUUGAAGAUCCGAAGAAGGAGAUAAAAGGACAAGGCAAGGAGGUGGACAUUGUGAAGACUGAGAUGGUGGACAUCAGAGCUGAGAAUGGAGCCCUCAAGUUGGUCAAUCAGACCCUUAAUGAGGUCAACGACGUUCUGAGGGGGCAGCUCCAGGCACAACAAACUUCCUUCCAAGCUAAGGAGAUUGAAUGGGAGAAGAGGUUGAAGGAUAUUGAGAGAGACGUGGCAGUGGACAGACCAUACAGGAGGAUGGCAGAGGAGUUUGCCCUGGGACUUCAGAGACUUUUCAGCAGGAGGCCACCAGCCAAGCCACAAGUACCCUCAGAGGAGACCAAGACAAAAGCAGUGCAGAAGAAGCCUGGGAAGUGUUUCUACUGCAAGAAGGGCAAGCACUUCUCUUAUGAUUGCCCCAAGUUUUGUGAGGAUGAGGCAAAGGGUUUGGUUACCAAAGUAUCCACUGGGAUUUGGAGGGAUAGGAGUGGUAACCUGGUUGAAAGAUCGCGAGAUGGUGGUAGGGCACAAUUGUACAGACAGAUAGUUGCUGAUGUGCCAGCUGACGUGGCAGCUGCUGAUGUGCCAGCUGACGUGGCAGCUGCUGACAUGCAGCUGCUGAUGUGCCCGCUGACAAGAAGAAGAAAAAGAUAUGGUGGAGGAGGAGGAGGAGGAGGNGGAGGAGGAGGAGGAGGAGGGGAGGAGGAGGAGGAGGAGGUGGAGGAGGACAAUGAGGAGGAGGAGGAGGAGGAGGAGGAGAGGGCGACGACGACGACGAUGACGAAGAAGAAGAAGCAGAAGAAGAAGAAGAAGAAGAAGAAGGAGGAGGAGAAGAAGAAGAAGAAGAAGAAGAAGAAGAAGAAGCAGCAGCAGGAGAAGAAGACAUGUGGUCAGGAGGCAUACCAGUGCCAGGUCACAGUGCCACGUCAGCAGUGCCACAUCACAGUGCCAGAUCAGCAGCGCCACGUCAGCAGUACCAGGUCACAGUGCCACGUAAGCAGUGCCACAUCAGCAGUGCCACGUCAGACAGUGCCACGUAAGCAGUGCCACAUCAGCAGUGCCACGUCAGACACAGUGCCACAUCAGCAGUGCCACGUUGGACACAGUGCCAUGUCAGACAAAGUGCCACGUCAGCAGUGCCACGUCAGCAACAUGACGGGCCUGCCAGGGCAACUGCCCAACGAGUCCAUUGCCGCCUACAAGCAGCGUUGCCUGGCUCAGAUUGAGGCUGAGGAACAACGCCAGCUGGCAGCCGAGGCUGCCCGUGUACAGGCUGAAGAGGCAGCAGCAGCAGAGAAGCUGCGACUACAGGCCGAUGCAGACGCAGACUCCCAGGCUCGCCGCAAGGAAGCCCAGGAUCUGCUACAACGGCAUGAMGCCACAAGCACCGACAGACUCAAGUUCUGGCACUUUGAACCAAACGGCGACGAGGCAACACCGGAAGAGAAGCACAAGGAGUUCCUCUCCAAACUCGUGAGGCGGUUGUUGUAUGCUUGCAACUACCAACGGCCAGAGUUGGAGAGACAGUACCAGGACCUGACGCAACAGCAUCAGGAGUUGGCACAGCUCCGCCGCAUGGUGCAGAGCCACGAGGAUGCAACCCGGGCACUCAAUGCCCGAUUGCUGGACCUGGAACAGGCUGUACCAGGACCAACUGCUGGGGCUUCCAGCAGUGCACCCUCGAGCCGCCAACCGGAGGACCGCGUUGACCACGUAAUGGCAAUGCUCGGCGACAUCAGCACCUUCGCUGCGCCGACCACCACCAUCAGCAGUCAGCUGCAUACAUUGAAGACCGAGGUCCAGCAGCUGCAGACGACGAACGGGGAUGGCAAUCCGAAGAUGUAUAAGAUGCCAACCUUCAAUCUGGAGAGGUUCGACGACUACACGCAGCARGAUCCGGUCCUCUGGUGGGAAGCAUUCACAACGCAACUCAGGAUUCUGCCCRUAGCCAAGCAUGCGUACAUCGGCGCCCUGUUCYUGAACUCAAAGGGCGGAUGCCAGACSUGGUUGAGCCACCUGGCAACCUCCCAYGGCGUYGACGURCCAGACUUGAAGGACGUAAUCACAUGGGAGGAACUGACACGGCUGUGGAAGAAGCRGUUCAUCGUCGACGACGCGCYSRCACUCGCCAUCAACCGUUUGUUCACCAUGUCACAGGGCAACACAGCAACACGGGACUGRCUCACGGAGUGGSAGAAGAUUGCGGYUGUGCCCAAUCUGAACUUACCAUUUGAGCAUCUACGCCGUGAGUUCUACAACAGGUCCUGUGCUGCAUUGAGCCAGGCUCUUGGUGAUCGCGAGCAAUACUCAACCUUUGUUGAGAUUAUUGACAAAGCAAGGGAGAUCAUCAAGACCAACAGGUCAGCUGCACACGAGAAAUCAACAUCAUGGCAGCCGACCUAUGUGGAGAAGGUACGAACUGGUCCGCGACAGCAACACUUCGCUGCAGUCCAGCAGGAGAGUGGAGAUAACCCAGCAGCCACUCCAGCAUCAAGUGACGGAGAUCAAGUGGCCGCUGUCCAGCCGCGAAGCACCAACAAGUCCCGCAACAAUGGGAAGGCGAAAUCCGCAUCGCAGGCCGGAAAUAGACAGCCAGGACAGUUUCCAUGGGUCAAGUUUGGCUUGACCGAGGCGGAGUACAAGCUCGGGAAACUGAGCUCCGCGGAAGGUGAGGCGACUCCACCUUCUACUCUGCCAGAUUCGGCCGCCUUGCUAGCGGCCUCCUGCACAUCUAGGGAGGAUGCGAAUGUCGCAAGUCCUCGGUAUACUUACGAGGACUAUGCUGUCCACUUGGUUCCACUGCUGGACCAACCGCUCCACGUGCAACAGUCCACCGCAUGCACGGUUUCAUCACCAUCGGCAACCAAUUCGGCAGCUUCGCCGCAAUCUAUCGCCGGGGAUUCGACGUCAUGGUCGAGACUUGAAGAGCUCGACCCAUUGACGUUCACAAACUUCCAGUGGAUGUCCGUUCCCUCGACCGGACGAUUGCCGAAACCGCAUUGCAACGUGCUUAUGGCACAAUUGCGGGACUACUUGCACACUGCAGUACCAGCUCCGUUGAUGGACGCCGGAACAGAGGUUGUCGACCUUCUCGCGUACAUCGCGAAGAUUGACCGCGAGUUCAAGACAACGACGAUCAGGAACGUUGGCCCUCUCCCAUGCAUCGACGACCUUCUCGAACGAUUGGGCGGCGCCCAGUUCUUCUCUAAGCUGGAUCUCAAGUCAAGGUACCACCAACUCGAGAUUCGCAAGGAGGAUCGCUACAAGACCGUGUUCAAGACUCGGUAUGGGCAUUUCGAAUGGCUGGUCAUGCCAUUUGGCCUUACGAAUGCCCCAGCCACUUUCCAAGCGGCUAUGACGACGAAGUUCCGGCACAUGCUGGAUCGUUUCGUACUUAUCUACCUCGACGACAUUCUGGUUUGCAGCCGGAGUCUGGACGAGCAUGUGGAACACUUGCGCACCGUUUUGGAGCGGCUACGACAAGCCAAGUACAAAGCAAGCCGCGACAAGUGCGAGUUCGAACAUCAGGAGCUGGAGUACUUGGGACACUAUGUGACACCGCAAGGCAUCCAUCCGCUUGCGAAAAAGAUCGAGGCCCUACGAGUAUGGCCCGAGCCCACCAACACCACGGACGUUCGUUCAUUCAUGGGGUUGGCGAGCUACUAUCAGCGAUUCAUCACCGGAUACUCCAGGAUUGCUGCACCUAUGACGAGGUUACAGUUAUCAAAGGUGCCAUUCGUAUUCGAUGACGACGCACGCCGGUCAUUCCAAGCACUUAAGACGGCUAUGCUCAUGGCAGCCGUCCUUAGCAUUUAUGACCCCACCCUGCCGACGCGAGUGACUACGGACGCUUCCGGCUAUGGCAUUGGGGCAGUCUUGGAACAGCACGACGGCGACGACUGGCACCCUGUGGAGUAUUUCAGCCACAAAGURCCUCCCAUCAACUCGCUUGAUGAUGCAAGGAAGAAGGAGCUGCUYGCAUUUGUGAUGGCUCUCAAACGUUGGCGGCACUUCCUCCUUGGGCGUCGUAGGUUCGCAUGGAUCACAGACAAAAAUCCAUUGACCUACUACAAGACGCAGGACACGGUGAGCAGCACGAUCGGACGAUGGAUGUACUUCAUCGACCAAUUUGACUUCACACCGAAGCAUGUCCCCGGCCUCUCCAAUCGCGCAGCAGAUGCACUCUCGCGAAGACCUGAUCUUUGCGCUAUGACACAUCAUGCCUUCGCAUUCGACGAGGAGCUUCAACGACACUUCAUCCGGGCAUAUCAGUCUGAUCCGGACUUCGGCACGCUCUAUGCACAGCUAUCUUCGGAUCACUCGCCGACCAGCCAUUACCGCAUUGCCGACGGGUACCACGAAGAUGGAGCUGGAGCGAUGGCGCCACAGGUGAGCGGAGUGGCUUUUGACCCGUAUUGGGUAAGUCCAUCGGCUAGCGAUGGUGAAGAAUCCAUGACAUACCGGAUCGGUUCUGUUGGUCAGGACACACAACUAUUCUUGUGGGACUUUGCGCUGGAUGAGGUGGUGGUCCCGCUGAGGAGCUUAGUGCCCCUUGCAUCUUCGCCAAAUGCUGCAGCUGGGAGGGGAAGCUCGGAUGCAAGUGCUCACACCUAUGGUGUUUUGCAGCCUCCAGCUGUGAGGAAGAAUGUUCCCAGGAUAAACCUCGUCAUGGCUCACAAGGUGCAUGCAGAGCCACUAGCGGACCUACUGUUUACGAAGGAGGCAAUUAUUACUGCCUGUCAAGAAGGGCAUGUAAAAGUCUGGCAAAGACCUGGAAUAGCUCCAGCUGAAGGAGUUCCAGGAGCUGGAAAUGCCAGUCAUGCGAAUGGGGACAUUGCAGGGGGGACAAAAAUCAGAGAGGUAAGAGAGAGUGAGAGAGAGCGGCGACAUUUGUACGGUGGCAACUAACAGGUGUGAAUGCGGUUCAGUGAACUUAUGGCCUGUUUACAAGCUUGGUCUAUGUCCUUUUGACAGAUGGGCAAUCCAGGUCCACGGUAGUUGAUGUGAGAGAUUCCUGUCUGUGUGAGAGGACCGACACGGGGGAGAUGGCAGCAGCAUUGUGAGAGGUCUAGGUGAGGAGCUAUCUUUAGUUUUCUCUGUGAUGUCUGGAAGCUUGUAUGUUCUAACAGUAAGCACGCUAUUGAGGUGUAGGAGGCGUGAAGGGUAUGUGUGUAGGGUGCAGGGGAGCAGUUAGGCAGAGAAGAGAGAGAGAGAGAGAGAGAGAUGAUUCGAACACUGACCAGCUCACACUGAGGAUGGCGAGGAAAGGGCUAAGCAGGCGGAUCCUCAAAACAGGAAUGAAAGUUGUGGGCCAUCACCGGAACUGGAUCACCCUGUUGCAGGUGAUCAGUUUGUCACAAUUGUGCAGGCAAGGAGAGGAGAUGUGUCUGAUGAGAGGCUUAUAGUCAGUUGGGGUUAUGGUAUUAUCCUCUGGAGUUGCUUUUUCUUUGUUGGUUGGGCCAUAGACUCGAGGAGGGGUUUGCCAUAAUGAUUUGUGGAGGAGGAGGAGCAGCAGCGUAGUAGUAGGUCAGCUGAAACAGGUUCAUUACCUGUGCAUGGUUACUGUAGAACAGGUAUGAGGAGGGGAGUAGGUCUGUGUAUAUUGAGGUGCUACGGAGCCCCCCAGAAUUUGCCAUGCGAGGAAUAAUCGAAGUGUCAGGCUGAACUCAAAGGAUAUUGCACUCAUGCGUCACAUCCCCCUUCAUCUUUUCCGUUGCUGUCCUUCAAUUUUUGGUUCUUCUUUGGUCGUCUCCUUUUGCAGUGAAGGCAGUCAACUGUUGUACAGGAAAGUCCUAUGAUUUUUAUGCAUGUUCAGUUAGCAGUGGCAGCACAAAAGAUUGGAUGUAGGGGGAAUUGAAUGUUAAGAGGAGGAGGAGGAGGAGGAGUAGGAGAAGGAGAGGAAGGGUUGUAUGGCAUCAGGGGGACAAAGUUUUUCAAGGGUCGAUUUGGGGGGCGUGGGCAGUGACUUGUAGCGGGGAGGGGAGAGUUGGUGGGGUGGGGGAUUGUCGGGGGAGGCAAGGUUUGAAGGCAGGCUGUAGCUUUGGUAGUGUAGGGGAGGGGAGAAAUGUGAAGGAAGGGCGAAGGCACAGAUGGCCUCAUGCGAUGAUGGGUCGAGGGGGAAUUGAGUGUUGAGAGGAGAAGAAGGAAAAGAGGUUAGAUGUUGAGAAUGCGCACAAUGGGUGGUAUCGCAUAACAGAAUGAAGAUGGUCAAAGGUAUUGUGAAUGAAUAGGAGGGGAAAAGGGGGACCAUCAAGGGUAUUGUGAAUGAAUAGGAAUGGAACAG
Chara braunii is the source of this 7695-nucleotide messenger RNA. The record is from the annotation of a GenBank genome assembly. Lineage: Eukaryota; Viridiplantae; Streptophyta; Charophyceae; Charales; Characeae.